Molecule: messenger RNA, 2626 nt
Organism: Anguilla rostrata (American eel)
Lineage: Eukaryota; Metazoa; Chordata; Actinopteri; Anguilliformes; Anguillidae
Gene: styx
Product: serine/threonine/tyrosine interacting protein
Exons: 11
Coding region: 171-845 (224 amino acids)
Biological process (GO): regulation of ERK1 and ERK2 cascade; negative regulation of protein binding; protein dephosphorylation
Cellular component (GO): cytoplasm; nucleoplasm
Molecular function (GO): F-box domain binding; protein tyrosine/serine/threonine phosphatase activity
Source: RefSeq, a predicted model, not a curated record
AGGGACAGAUCACGUGACUCUCUUGGUAGCGAGCAUCAUGGCGGACAUGCAUGUGGGGCUCCAAAACAAACUCCAACGAUACUACAGUUAGCUAGUUACGACAACAAAUAACAGCAUUGUACGACUUUUCUGUGGCGAGUUGGGCCACCGGUGCCCGAAAACACCGCAUUAUGGACGGGGAAAAUAAGCUUAAUUUCCCGUCCCUACCUGCCUCUAAGGAGGACCAACUGGACUGGGCGUAUCCAAUGAGGCGAGAAAUGCAGGAAAUCUUACCUGGCCUGUUUUUAGGCCCUUAUUCAGCUGCCAUGAAGAGCAAGCUGCCCACCCUUGAAAAGCAGGGAAUUACUCAUAUUGUUUGUGUCAGACAAGAUAUUGAAGCCAAUUUCAUAAAGCCAAAUUUUCCACUGAAAUUUAGAUACCUUGUCUUAGAUAUUGCCGACAACCCUGUGGAAAAUAUUAUUAGGUAUUUCCCAAUGACUAAAGAAUUUAUUGAUGGAAGUUUACAGUCUGGAGGAAAGGUACUUGUUCAUGGAAAUGCAGGAAUAUCCAGAAGUGCUGCCUUAGUAAUCGCCUACCUUAUGGAAACAUUUGGUGUAAAAUACAGGGACGCGUUCAGCCAUGUUCAGGAGAGGAGGUUCUGCAUCAAUCCCAACGUGGGCUUCGUGCAUCAGCUGCAGGAGUAUGAAGCAAUCUACCUAGCCAAACUUACCAUCAAGAUGAUGUCGCCAAUCCAGCUGGGCCGUUCCUUCUCCUUGCAAGCUGGGAUGCCAGGGAGCCUGAAGCGAACGCUGGAGGAGGACGAGGACUUUGGGGGCAUGCAGGUCACAGCGGCGCAGAACGGAUAGGGCUGGCACAGAGGAGCCAUUCACUGCAAAGGACUUAUUUUUACAUUUUUAUUGGAACUAAAAAAUAUAAAAUAUUUAAACUUUUCUAAUGGGAGGGAGGGGGGGAUUGCUCCUGACGUCUGAGACCUCUGGGGCUGGGGAGAAAUUUGAAAAGUGAAGCUUUUUGUUUCUUUUUUUUUUUUUAGUUGAUAGCACUGAUUUUUGUUUGGCCUUUUCUUUCUUUUUUUGCAGUUUUAUAGUAUUUAAAGCAUUUUGCAUUUGCAGCGGGACAGUAUUGCAAUAAUGCAUUUUUGAUACUUGAAUUUUUUUUUUUUUUUUGGGCAGGAUGGAGUUUAUGGUAUAAGGGAAGGAGGCAGAAGGUUAGUGCUCUGGGUGGAUUGUUUGAGGAUGUAUAUUUUGGGGUGCCAGAGAGGCCGGGGAAUGUUCUAGAAUACGACUAAAAACACACCGCAUGAGAGCGGCCACCCCUUCAGAGGCCAGUGACACCUGGCUGUGCCGUCGCUGUCGUCCUUGGGCGGGGGCAGGGGUUGGUUGGCGCUGUGGCCAUUUGGCAGGUGAUUGUUGAUCCUUGUCAAAUAGUCAGUUAUCAUGAGGGACGCUUCAUUGAACGUGGGGGAAGAAAAUGCUUGCUGGGGGAAUAAAUAAGCUCUUGCUCACACGAGAAACACUAACCAGUUUUUCAAAGUGUUUAGUUUCUUGCCACUAGGUUUAACCUUUCCUUCCUGAGUCUUGAGCACCAGUAAGGAUGCUAGCUAUAUAAAACAUCUGCCAUUACACUGAGAAAUUGCGGGUUAAAUCCUGAGCGCACGGUGGUCGUUUGUCAGAGUGGCGAGAACACGUCUCCUGUGCUUUGCAUCUGCAGAAAGGUACGGUUCUACGUCAGGAGUAUGAAACCUGUUCCGAAGGACUGUCGCGUGUGCAGGUCUCCUGUUUCGUCCGACUCCUCUGUGGCUCAAUUUGUCUGUACAUCUACGGUCUGUGCCUGCUAUGGCCCCAAAAUAAAUCCCCAAAGGAUUUCCUCCAACAUCGUCUCCAUUCUAACUGUUGUUUAAAAAAAAAAAAAAAUAAAUUGAAAAAUUCCGAUAGGUGAGAAUGAAAUACUGUAGUCUCACGUAUUGAGAUGGGACACCGGCAUACAGGUGGCCCUGUAAGAAGUGGGUUUCAUACUCCUAAAAUGUAGAUUUGUCCACAUAAAGCAAGUAGAGGCUAUUUAAACAGUGCAGUGCCAUUGCUUUCUUCGACGACCUUGCUGGCUUGUUUCUUUUUUUUAAGUGGUGUUUUAUUACUGGGUGCAGGCCGUUUUGGCAAGUGUUUCUGCUCAUUUAACAGAGUGAAGCUCAAUAGCAUGGGAAUAACCUGGGACAAAGCAGAGGCUCAGCUGAAAGGUAUACCAUUACUAGAACAUAACAUGGUUGCCAAACUGAAGUAUUGUGUGGCUCAUAUGGGGGGAGGGGAUAAUCUUUCACUGGUGCUGAAGUGCAGUGGCGUUUUGGAAGGUUUUCACGCAUGCAUGCAUUUUAAUUCUACGGAAAGCUGUUCACCAUGGUGGGUUGUAAUUGCUCGCCAGUUUAAAAUGUCUGCCCUGUAGUUGAAUACAUUGGGGCGGGUGAGAUUAUUGCAAUGCCACACUAUUUAGAGGCAGAAUAAAAGCAAGGGUUUUUUUUUGUUGUUUUUCUUUUAAUAACCCCAACAUUGGUCUGCAGCAAGAAUUGUAUAUAAUAGGUGCGAGACUGUAAACCAAACUAAAAAAUAUUUAUUAAAAAUAAAUGAUUUUUGCUUUA